Dendrobium catenatum is the source of this 3507-nucleotide messenger RNA. RefSeq names its product probable inactive receptor kinase At5g10020. NCBI's taxonomy places the organism in Eukaryota, Viridiplantae, Streptophyta, Magnoliopsida, Asparagales, Orchidaceae. Bases 235 to 3330 code for a protein of 1031 amino acids. The transcript has 3 exons. Gene Ontology annotation, biological process: protein phosphorylation. Gene Ontology annotation, molecular function: ATP binding; protein binding; protein kinase activity. The record is from RefSeq and is a predicted model, not a curated record.
GUGGAGGGGGAAUUUGUAUAGUUUCCAAAGCCACUUUCUUGUCCUCUACAGUCUCUACGCUGUUCCUCUACAUUUCUUCGUCUUCUUCUUCUUCAAAGAAUUCAUCCCUACAAGCCUCUCUCUCUCUCGCUCUCUCUCUACCUCUUUAACAGAAGAAGAGCCAUUUGCUCCUUUUUCCGUUCCCUUCUUCUUCCUUUAUCUUUCCAUUUCUGCUUUAGGGUUUCGCUACCCUCCAUGGCGGCGCACUCCUGCUUUCUUCUCCUCCUGCUCCUGUCCUUCUCGGUGCUAACGCAGGCGCAGGUUUCUUCGGACACUCUGUCGUUGCUGGAGUUCAAGAAGGGCAUUGCUGACGAUCCCACCGGCGUGGUCCGUAGCAGUUGGAGCCCGGUGGCAUGGGGGUCUGCGGCGGCGGUAGACUCCUGCCCGCGCUCAUGGCACGGGGUUUCAUGCGACGACUCUGGUUCCGUCGUCACCGUCGCUCUUGUUGGACUCGGCCUUUCCGGUGAAAUCAAGUUCAACACCAUUACAGGCAUGAGGGCGCUUCAGAACCUCAGCCUAGCGGGCAAUUUAUUCACUGGUCGCCUCGUGCCAGCAAUUGGGGCAAUGACCUCGCUGCAGCACCUCGAUUUGUCUGUGAACCGUUUCUACGGCCCGAUCCCGGGGAAAAUAACCAACCUAUGGAGCCUUGUUCAUCUUAAUCUCUCGUGGAACGGGUUCAAGGGCGGAUUCCCUGCGGGGAUCCAGAAUCUCCAGCAGCUGCGGGUGCUUGACCUGCGAUCCAAUGAGCUAUGGGGAGAGGUCGGUGCAAUGCUGUCGGAGCUGAGGAAUGUGGAACAUGUGGAUCUUAGCAGCAACAAUUUCUAUGGUGGUUUGUUCAUGGAUUCGAGCAACCUCUCGAGUUUGGGCAACACGGCAAAAUACAUGAAUCUUAGUUUUAAUCAGUUAAGUGGGAGGUUCUUUUCGAAUGAUUCCAUGAAGGUCUUUAAGAGUCUUGAAGUCUUGGAUUUGGGUCAGAAUCGGCUCAUUGGGGAGCUCCCUUCCUUUGCUUCCCUAUAUAAUUUGAAGGUCCUUCGUGCUAGAAACAAUCUGCUGACUGGGCCGAUACCCGAGGAUCUGUUUGGGGAUGCAAUGCAGCUGAUGGAUCUUGAUCUCAGCGGGAAUGGAUUUACAGGAAGCAUCGAAACUGUCAGUUCUUCAAGUUUGAAUUUCUUGGACCUUUCUUCAAAUUCAUUAUCAGGCCAUUUACCCUCAAAUCUUGCUCGCUGCAUGUCUGUGGAUUUGAGUAAGAAUAUGCUCUCAGGAGAUCUCGUAGCAAUGCAAAAUUGGGGUUCUACAUUGGAGGUUAUCAAGUUGAGCUCAAAUGAUCUGUCAGGCUCUCUACCUUCAGCAUUAGGAAGACACCCGAAGCUAUCUAUAGUUGAUCUUAGUCUAAACAAACUUACCGGGUCCGUGCUUCCAAGCUUUUUCACCUCAUUAACUUUGACAUUUUUGAAUCUAUCAGGAAACCACUUUAAUGGAUCAAUUCCACUUCAAACUUCACACCCAGCAGAAUCAUUGGCUCUAUCUUCGUAUAAUCAUUUACAAAGCCUUGAUUUAUCUAACAAUUCAUUGUAUGGUUCCUUACCUCAUGAAAUCAGUAGUAUGCCAAGCCUUAAAGUUCUGAUUCUUGGAAAAAAUUCAUUAUCUGGGGAACUGCCUGUUGAAAUAAGCAAGCUUGGUGGAUUGGAAGUUCUCGACCUCUCUCACAAUCAUUUCAAUGGAAGGAUUCCAAAUAUGCUUCAGCCAGAUCUCAAGCUAUUUAAUGUUUCCUAUAAUGAACUUUCUGGUGAAAUACCUCGAAGUUUGUUGAAGUUUCCAAAGUCAUCAUUCCUUCCUGGAAACGCUUUGCUGGUCUUCCCCGACCACAUUUCUUUGGGGAAUAAUAACAGUGCAGUUAAUGCAAACAUGAGUCAGCAUAAUCGCUCAAAGGCUAGCAUUAGAAUUGCACUUGUUGUUGGUUCAGUUGGAGUUGUGAUACUAAUAUUCUUCUUGUUCAUCGCAUUCCAAAAGACAAGGUCCCAAGAAUUUUGUCUGAAGAGUGGAUUUAGAGGACAAGUCACCGGACUAGAUGUCAAGGGUAUAUUUGGUCAUCCCAACAGAUUCAGAGCUUCAAAAGAUGAUCCUUCUCCAACUUCAGUGAGUUUUUCAAAUGACCAUUUACUGACCUCUACUUCUCGAUCAAUAUCUGCACAGAAGGAUUUAUUAACGGAGUCAAUGGAAUUCAGUUAUCCAGAUUCCAGGGGCACUGCUGUGGAACCAGCAACUGGUCUUCCAAUGAUGGAAUGCAAAUCUUCUCCCGGUUCUCCUUUGUCUUCCUCACCCCAUUUUCUUGAUUCACAUAUAUCUGAGCAUCCAGUGUUGUUGGAAGUAUAUUCACCUGAUAGGUUUUCAGGAGAACUAUUUUUUUUGGAUCUCUCUCGAACAUUUACUGCCGAAGAAUUAUCAAGAGCUCCUGCUGAAGUUCUUGGGAGAAGCAGUCAUGGAACAUCAUAUAAAGCAACCUUGGAUAGUGGUCAUAUAUUGACUGUCAAAUGGCUGCGAGCAGGCCUCGUCAAACAUAAAAAGGAGUUCGCUAAAGAAGCCAAAAGAGUUGGAACCAUCAGACAUCCAAAUAUCGUCUCAUGGAGGGGCUAUUAUUGGGGUCCAAGAGACAAAGAAAGAUUAAUUGUUUUAGACUAUAUCUUUGGGGAUAGUUUGGCACUCUAUCUAUAUGAGUCUACACCAAAUAGAUACGCCAGGUUAUCAGUCAGGCAGAGGCUAAAAGUAGCCAUUGAUGUAGCUCGCUGUUUGUAUCAUCUUCACAAUGACAGAAAAUUACCCCAUGGUAAUCUGAAACCAACAAAUAUACUCUUGACCGGUCCAGAUCUUACAGCCAAACUUACGGACUAUGGUCUUCACCGUCUUCUAACACCUAGCAGCAUUGCAGAGCAAAUGUUAAACCUUGGAGCUCUUGGCUAUCGAGCACCUGAACUGGCUACAAACAAACCCUUUCCAUCAUUCAAGGCUGAUGUUUAUUCCUUUGGCGUAAUAUUGAUGGAGUUGCUGACAAGAAAAAGUGCCGGCGACAUAAUUUCAGGCCAGUCUGGUGCGAUCGACCUCGUCGAUUGGGUCCAAAUGUGCGCGAGAGAAGGGCGAGGAACAGAUUGUUUUGACAGAUAUAUUGCAGGCUUGGAGGAAGCACCAAGUGUAAUGGAUCAACUUCUUGCUGUAUCACUAAAAUGUAUUCUUCCUGUAAAUGAGAGGCCUAACAUCCAGACCAUAUUCCAAGACCUUAGUUACAUAACAAUUUGAUAUUCUUGUACAUUUUUUCUUUUUUUUUGAAAUUUAACUUGCUGGAAAGCUGGUUUUUCAAUGACAGUGUAAAAAGACUGAUCCAUUGAUUGAUUAGUCUAAUUUCUGUCUGCAUUAAGUUGAAGAGGAUUAAUAUUACUAACUUUCUGUUGUAUAUGAGUCAAGAUGUCUUGUCAA